GUUCACUUUAACGUAUCAGCAGAUGCGACAAAAAGCUCGUGUCUUUAUUAACUAUUCUGGAUAAAGAUAACGGAGGAAAUCUACCAGAUAUGGAAGCAGGAGAAGUCGUGUCGAUAGUUUCCCGAAAAGAGAUUCGUAGACAGAAGUUGAUGGAAUACCUGGCAGCAAAAGGAAAGAUGAAACUGCCAAACCUCGAGCCGCACAACCGUGAUGAUGGUCAGGGUAAAAAUGUUGAGACAUCUGCUCUUAAGGUUGUCAUGGGUAAAGAGAACAAGGCUCCUGCUGACAGGCCAAGAUAUGAAGGUGCAAAAGUCAAGGCUUUGCCACUUAAAUCAACCCAAAACCACACCUCAAGAGUGUUAGGUGUUAACAAAGGAAAUAUCAAAGGCAGCACCCUGACUGGACAGAAGGAUUCCAAUCCUGUAACAGCUAUAGGUAGCCACGCUCAGUCAAAACCCAACCUUAAUAAAGUGUUCACAAGAACAUACACUCUUGCGUCCUCCAAGCACCCCUUGGGUUCCUCAAACCAUCUCAGAAAGAAAACAAAUACAACAAAGCAGUCUUUUGCUGUGGCUACUUCAAAUACUACUCGUAUAGAUCUGUCCAAAUCACACUGCAGAUCCAGCAGUACUUCAUGUGCUCCCACAGGAGGCCUGACGAAGAAUGUCAAUGGCAGGAUAAUUCAUGGCCCCAUGGUCAAAACUAAAACAGGUCUUGUUCCUGCAGUAACCCAGCUGAGAAACAGAGGGUCAGAUCCAACAAGCAACUCUGCCACAAAAGCUGGUGUCAGCACAACAAUUUCAUUUGCCAUCAAGGCGCGAUCUAGUGCCUCAUCAGUACCAGUUUCAAAGAGAUCUACCACGUCUCAGACGAAAACGUUACCUGCUUCUUCGCUCAGUAAUCCUGUUCACAGGAGGACAACUGUUUUAUUGACUGCAAGAGCUGAGGUUAAAACUCAGAACAAGUCUAAUGUUAAACCAAAUUUGGGUAAACAUUCUCAGUCAUCUUUUAGGAAUGAAUUUUCAUAUGGUGAGAAAACAAUAUCCACAUCCUCCAAGUAUCCUGCAGCAUCAGCUAAACGGAACGUGAGCGAUAGAGUGCCAAAAUUGAAUCAACGAGUUCAUCCGACAGACAAGUCCACAAACCAGAAAUCAGUGGCUGGAGCACAGAAGAUAGACAAACAAUGUAAAAGUGCAGCUCAUACAUCAUCUGCACAUUCAGUGACCAUACACACUUCCAGAGUCAUCAACAAAGUCCCUUUGGCUGACCUGAGAGGGAAAACCAAGACAAUUAAAGAGACAGAAAACAAGAGGGUAGGCAUUACCACAAAAACCUUUCAUGCACAAACAGGGAUGAAAAGGAUGACUGCAACAGGGAUACCACACACAGUGCCACGGCUUACCAGCAGCAUCAGCUGCACAAACAAACCUGAAGACAAGAAAACACCCAAGGUCCCCAUCAAACUCAUUCCUCAGACUGAGGGAAAGAAAAUGACUGCUGCCCAGGAGGAGCGAAUGAGAAAACUUCAGGAAUGGCGGGAAGCCAAAGGCAAAACCUACAAGCGUCCACCCAUGCCUGUGAAACCACAAACUAGACACACCGUGGCAUUACCCCAGCCUUUCUGGACCACCAUGAAGGAGGAAGACGAGGCUCAUUCCCUCAUCUGUGCUGUGGAUCGAUCCCUGGCUGACUGUAUCAAAUUACUUGGAGAGGGUUGUCCUACUGACCAGGUGAAGGAGGUUCUCUCACGGCUUCCAGCUGUGUCUCAAAAGUUUGCAAAAUACUGGAUUUGCCAGGCCCGGCUGAUGGAGCAGCAAGGAAACCUGGAUGUCCUGCCCAUGUUUGAAAAGGCAGUUGGUGUUGUGCUGGAGCCAGUGGAUGAGCUGAGGAGUGUGGUAUUUGAGAUUCUAAAGAGAAAGGACGAGCUCCAAGCACCUGAGGAGAAUGCCAUAGAGCAGCAAACUCCAGAAAAAGUGGAAACGACUCCAGAGGGCAGCAAUAACUCAAUGAUGACCCCUAAACCUGUCCGAGCUCUGAUUUGCGGUGAGAGAGGAAAUUCAUCUGUUGUCAAGUACAAGAUCACGGCCACCCCAGGUGGCCCUCCAAGCCAACAAACAGAACCAACACGGGUCAACGGCCAGGAGGUUCGCUUCUUUACCCCCGUGAGACGCUCCGUUCGUAUUGAGCGAGCAUCGCUUCAAUACCCUGCAUCCCUCCAGGAUCACGAUGUCUGUGUUGCCUCCUACAAUGACCUGAUCGCUGAAGAUGAUAGAGAGACGUCGGCUGAAGUCAGUCCAUCCGUUAUCAACACACCCAUGUACAUUUACCGAGAGAAUGAGGCACUUAAGGAUAAGAUGUGUGUUCAGUUACUUUGUGAUGAAGUGUGAAGAGCUAGGGUAUAAUUUUCCGCGUCUGCAUUUGAGAGUGCAGCAUUUGUCAUUGUUUAUAUGUCAGGGCAGAAUGUGGUUGGUGUAGUUAAUUGAAAAACUGAUGUUAUUUCCUCAUACUUUCUAUAAAAAGAUAGAUCCUGACAUUCUAGCAGUUUUUAAAGACUUACUUUUUUAACUCUAAUGAGGAUGACUCAAAAGAUGCAGUUUAUUCUUUGGUUCACUUAUUGUUUUAUCCAGUAAACAAUGUUUUGUAAAUAUAAAUCUAAAUAAAUGGCCUAUUUUGU
Messenger RNA from Sphaeramia orbicularis (orbiculate cardinalfish), 2674 nucleotides. RefSeq names its product cytoskeleton associated protein 2-like (gene ckap2l). The record is from RefSeq and is a predicted model, not a curated record. Gene Ontology annotation, cellular component: mitotic spindle; cytosol; centrosome. The coding region runs from base 90 to 2387 and encodes 765 amino acids. Lineage: Eukaryota; Metazoa; Chordata; Actinopteri; Kurtiformes; Apogonidae. The transcript is spliced from 9 exons.